Messenger RNA from Gracilinanus agilis (Agile Gracile Mouse Opossum), 399 nucleotides. RefSeq names its product metallothionein-2-like. Lineage: Eukaryota; Metazoa; Chordata; Mammalia; Didelphimorphia; Didelphidae. Bases 76 to 264 code for a protein of 62 amino acids. The transcript has 3 exons. The record is from RefSeq and is a predicted model, not a curated record. Gene Ontology annotation, molecular function: metal ion binding.
CUGGCUCUUUCCUCCACAUCUUCCUCCCAUCCAUCCUUCUGUGAGAACUGCCAGCUUGACGUCUCCCUGCCAGCCAUGGACCCCAACUGUGGCUGCGUGAGUGGUGGUUCUUGUACCUGUGCAGGCUCCUGCAAAUGUAAAUCCUGCCGCUGCACCUCCUGCAAGAAAAGCUGCUGCUCCUGCUGCCCAGAGGGAUGUGCCAAGUGUGCCCAGGGCUGUGUCUGCAAAGCCCCCCAGACUAAGAGUUGCAGCUGCUGCCACUGAUGCUCUCACCUCCUUAUGCCUGUAAAUACAGAAAUGUGUACAGAUCUGACAUUUUAAUAUGCCAUGGGCAUGUUUUUUACUGUCUUUUUGGUCUCAAAUAUAUGAAUAGAAAUUAACUCAUUGAACAACAAUCAA